AUGCAGAGAAACAAAACUUCCGUACUACAGCAGCUGAAUACUGCACACCAGGACCAGGUUGUCAGUAACAGACAAUACUUAAAAGUAAUCAUACAAUCCUUGAUGUAUACUGCACAACAGAAUGUUGCGAUUAGAGGUCAUGAAGAGAACCGGAAUGAUAUAUGGGAGGUAUCUGAUAUAAAUCGAGGGAACUUUCUUGAGUUACUUUGCAUAAGAUGCAACGAUUUACCUUGGCUGAGGUCUAAACUGCAAAGCCAGCUCCAGUUACAUGCUCAGUGGACAUCACCUGUUAUUCAAAAUGAACUACUGGAAAUAGUAGCAAACGUCAUGCUUGAGAGGAUAGCAGCAGAAGCAAGAAGUAGCGACUAUUACGGAAUAGUUGACAACGAAACGGCAGAUAUCAGUCGAACAGAGCAGGUAUCUCUUUUCCUUAGAUAUGAUUUCGACGGCGAAACCAAAGAGACAUUUACUGGUUUCUAUUCAACCAAAUCCAUGGAAAGGGAGGUAUUAUAUGAGCUUGUAAAGACAGCCAUUAGCAAGCUGGAAUUGAGGUUGGAAGACAUAGUUGCAGAAUGCUUUGAUGGCGCUGCAAAUAUGAGUGGAGCUCGUAAAGGGCUUGCCGCACGUAUGAAGGAGUGUUCACCUCUUAGUAUCUACAUUCAUUGCCAUGGGCAUCGCCUUGACUUGGCGCUACAAAAUACGAUGACCACAAUUGAGCCACUUCAGAAAGCUUUAGCGGUGAUCCAGAGUCUCCAUAAUUUCUUGGAAGGAAGUCGCAAACGCCACGCCAUCUUCAAGGAUAUCAAAGUCGAAGUUGAGGAUGAAGAUGUAACACUGACAAUUAAAUCGCAGAGUGCUACUAGAUGGUCUUGUCGCUGGGCAGCUGUAAAGGCAGUGGUAAACCAAUUGCCUAAGAUCAUCGAGGCUCUUCUCUCACUCUCAAAAGAUCGCGAUCCAAAGACCUACAAUGACAGCAAUUCGCUACUUAACUCGAUUUGUGACUUUCGAUUCGUUUUUGGUUUGAAUGUAUUGAAGGUUAUUUUGUCCAACACCAAUGGUUUGAGCAGAUAGCUACAAGGGAAGCAGAUGGAUGUUGUCACAGCAAAGAAGAGUGUUGAUGGCGUGAUCAAAACACUAAGUGGAUGUCGUACCCAAGAAAAUUUUGAUCUGUUGUGGUCGAAAUCAAGGAACUAAUUGAGGAUACAGAUUUCAAUUUCGAAGAUGCAAAGGUACCAAGACUCCGACCGCCAUCACGCUGGCUGCAGGCACUCGUCGGCGAAACGCCCAAAGUGAAUGCACAAGUGGAGUACCGAGCAGCAGAAGACCACUAUCGUAUCACAUGCUACUACCUAAGCAUUGACAAGAUUGUCGCGGAGAUGAAAUAUAGAUUUGAAGGUAAUGAUCAAGAGGUGCUAUUGGCACUUGCAGACAUUGUCUUCAGCAGCUCUCCAACCAGGGAGAAUAUUGAGUUGGUAUCAGACUUCUAUGGUAUCGACAGUGAGCUUCUUGGCAGCGAGAAAAACGUCUUUGAGAAUAUUGACGCCGAUUACCCUGAUCCUGAGAGAAAAAACGUCGCCAAAAUUGUGAGAAUGUUCGAAAAUGGUGUUCAUGAAGUUCUUCCUGUUGUUUACAAAGUAUUUUCGAUUCUGGCCAUGAUCCCUGCAACAUCCUGCUCUGCUGAGAGAUCUUUCAGCGCUCUUCGCUGCUUGAAAACCUAUCUUUGAAGUACAAUGGGCCAAGAACAGUUAAACAGCAUUGCCCUCAUCAAUGUUGAGAGAGCUUAUGCAAAUAGUACUUUAAAGAACGAUAUGGAAAAGAUAAUUGACAUUUUUGGACAGCGACGUAAUCGUAAAUCUUAUUUCUUCUAGUCUAGAUUGUAGCAAUCUGAACUAAUUUAUCAUUGUGCUAAACUAAAUUCCUUGCACGUCUAGUGCUAUACACGAGAGAAUUUCAUAUAUCAAAUAAAAUGUUGUUAUGUUAGUAACUUUCUCUUUCUUUCUAAAUCAUAAUGAAUAUAUUUAGCUUAUAAUUGAAAUGGCUAGGGGCGACAUAUUUCUUUUUAUAUCAAUCUUCAAAAGAAAGCUUUUCAUUGAUAGUCUUCUCAGAUUAUAAUUUUAUGAUGACGUCAUGUCAUUCGGGCAAAUUCAGCCCAGCCCCCCCCCCCAAAAAAUGUGCCCAUACGCCUAUGUUAAAUUGGGCUUAUAGUCAGCAAGGCCGGGGCUGCCAUGUUGCCCAUCCCCAAUUAUCCAUGUGGCUCUUUUUAGCCACAUCUACAUUUCUAUAUUGUGUAAUGGAUUUUGUACCAAUGCAAUGGAAGUAACCCAUCCUUGGCUUGAACAAUUAAGGACUUGCCAUUGUUUUAUUGGUACAAUAUUUACAUUUUUGCAUAUAUUUAUUGCAUACUAACAGAGACUGUAAGCCAAGUUGAGUUUACAACUAUUUAUUAUGGAUUCAGGAGUGUGUUUUGCAAGAUGGGACAAAUAGUUAAUUGGUUUCUUUUAUGUAGCUUAGGUUACUGAAAAUUAUGCAAGCUCAGGUGAUUGCAAUGAUGAGGCAAAUAGCAAGUUGUCAGAAGGUGAUAACACUGAUGAUGAAAUUUGGCCUGAGGUAUCACAGCAGCUACUAGAUCAAGAUGAUCAUGAAAAGUGCAAGUUGCCAAUUCCAUUCUUCAAUGGUUGUUGUAUUUUCUUUAAUCUGGCAAGGUGUUUGCCACGUAAGUGA
This is a messenger RNA of Paramuricea clavata, 2721 nucleotides long. Lineage: Eukaryota; Metazoa; Cnidaria; Anthozoa; Malacalcyonacea; Plexauridae. The record is from the annotation of a GenBank genome assembly.